AUGUGGCUCUGUGUCCUCCACAACUCCCCUUCCUUGCAUGCGGUUCUCGACCAGCCCGCUUGCAGGUGUAAUCCGAGGAAGCCCUGGCCCAGCCCAGAGCUCGACGAGGACGAGGACUCGGAGUACCCGUGGGCCUUGUGCUUAGAGGGGAUCUACGAUGAGUUGAACUCUCGCUACUCCGAGCCUUUCGGAUCUCUGCCGCCUAACCUGGAGCACCUCCUCAGGCACCAGCUUCAAGGGGCCACAAAGGGGCUACAGCAGGACACGGCCGUGACUUGGGCCGUCCAGCAGUGCACCGCCUUCCUCGAAACCAUGGAGACGGCGGGCCAGGAGAAGGAACAUUUCAUGUGGCUCCUUCGCCACUCACAUCAUACGGGGUGUGAUGUGAGACUCACUGACCGUGGGGCGGAUGUCAUGGGACACCGCCCUGGGCCAUACCCUGCUUUUCGGUGGCACUGGCGGGAUGUCCUCUCCUACCAGUGGCGCGAACCUCAGCACAUAAACGUGCUGGAACUUACGGCCUUCCUCACGGAGUUGAGGCGCAGGUCUCGCAACUCUGCAGAACUUGGGAAGCGCUUUUUCUGCGUCCUGGACUCCCUCGUCUGCUUCUACGUGCUGGCCAAAGGCAGGUCUUCUUCAAAGCGCCUCAACAGAGUCAGCCGCCGCAUCGCUAGCCUCUCUUUGACGUCUGGUCUGAUCCCCAUGGCCCUGUGGACGAUAAGCAAGUGGAACUUCUCUGAUGGUGCGUUGCCGGUUUCUAUGGGUGAACUGGAUGAGGAGCUUGCAGAAUAUAUCAAUCACCUUUACCAGGAAGGUGAUACGGUGACAAUGGCGGGUUGGACCGUGAGUGGACUCAAACGGUUCCUUCCUCGCUGCAAGCCUCACCUGCUCACAGCUCAGAUUUAUCUGAGAAACUGGCAAAGGGUACACAUGCCCCGCAGGACCAACCCCAUGACGUGGUUGGGGGCACGUGCCAUGGCUUCAGCGGCCUUUCAGAUCGGGAGGCCGGAUCUCUCAGUCACCAUCCUUUUGGGUUUCGCUUUCUUCCUGCGAACCAUGGAACUGCUUUCUUUGAAGAUCGGCCACGUUCGCCUUUUCCCGGAAGAUGGCACCAUUGUUAUUGCCAUUUUGAAUUCGAAAACUUCUCGAGGCCUGCAACAAUCUCUUUCUCUCAAAGAGCCUUCCCUCGUGGCAGUGCUCAAUUUUCUGCUCGACCGGGCACGCCCGAGAAACCUUUUGUAUGAGCACUCUGUGGCCUCUUUUCGGCAUGAAUUCUCAUGCCUGGUCCGUGCUAUCGGCCUGGUUCCGGCCGAUUUUCUCCCCUACUCCUUGCGACGGGGAGGAGCUACUGAGUUUUACCAGCGGACGCAAAGCCUCGGCCGCACCAUGGUCCAAGGCCGCUGGAAAGACUCUCAGACCGCGCGGGUCUAUAUAGACGAUGCCAGGGCCACCCUGGUACAACUUUGUCUCCCCCAACCCACAGCCACCCUUCAGCGAUCUUUGGCUUCUUUCUGGCGAAUGGCUGUGCCAGUUGGCGUGGGCGGUUGGCGCUGUAUUGCGCCCGCGGGGGAUCCUCCCACGGGAGAGGGGCCUACGGGCCAGACUUAG
This is a messenger RNA of Symbiodinium sp. CCMP2592, 1608 nucleotides long. The record is from the annotation of a GenBank genome assembly. NCBI's taxonomy places the organism in Eukaryota, Dinophyceae, Suessiales, Symbiodiniaceae.